Esox lucius (northern pike) is the source of this 3623-nucleotide messenger RNA. RefSeq names its product low density lipoprotein receptor class A domain containing 4a (gene ldlrad4a). Gene Ontology annotation, biological process: negative regulation of transforming growth factor beta receptor signaling pathway. The record is from RefSeq and is a predicted model, not a curated record. Gene Ontology annotation, molecular function: R-SMAD binding. Bases 303 to 1238 code for a protein of 311 amino acids. The transcript is spliced from 4 exons. Gene Ontology annotation, cellular component: Golgi membrane; early endosome membrane. NCBI's taxonomy places the organism in Eukaryota, Metazoa, Chordata, Actinopteri, Esociformes, Esocidae.
GCUCCCCUUUUGGAAAGCGGAGAGAGGAGGGGUGGGGUGUAAGCCUGCCCACAUCAGAAGCACGUAGCACAGCCAUUAUUUUGAAUGAAUACGAAAGAAGCGCUGAAAAUCUCGUCAAAAUGCGGGGUGUCUAUUCCCCAUAGCAUAAAACACUGUAUACAUCGGGUCUAGGUUGGAAUGGCGUGAGAAAUAUGUCACGGUAGAGGCCGACUCUGACAGCGGGAGCUGCUGUACAAGUUGUCCGCCCUGUAUACGGCCGCUGCCGGCGGCUCUUCCCCGGCGUCCCGGUACUCCCGAGCCCCAUGCAAAACAUAACGGUACAGGGCAGCUCCAUCAACUCGAACUCAAAUGUCAUUUGCUCCUGCAACUGCACUGGAUCCCAGUCACAGGGGAUGGAUAUAUCUGAACUGGAGUUUGUUCAGAUAGCCGUCAUAAUGGUGGUGAUGACGGUGGUGGUGGUGGUCAUUUGUCUGUUGAAUCAUUACAAGCUGUCGGCACUGGCCUUCUUCAGCAGACGGACAAACAGCCACACCCAGGAUGGACAACAGGACCAGAACAACACACAACUGGAUGGCUGUGUGUGGCCGUCAGACUGCUUGGUGACAGAGCAGGAAACCCCCGAAGUGAUGUAUAGACCCAGGUUGAACCAGGAGAGGUUCAACCCUCCAUCCUUUAUGCAAAGGGAGCGCUUCAGCCGUUUCCAGCCCACCUACCCCUACCUGCAGCAGGACAUCGACCUGCCGCCCACCAUCUGCCUGUCUGAUGGGGAGGAGCUGCCUCCCUACCAGGGCCCCUGCGCCCUCCAGCUGAGAGACCCGGAACAGCAGCUGGAGCUGAGCCGAGCCUCCAUCCGAGCCCCCCCCAAUCGAACCAUCUUCCACAGUGACCUGAUGGAUGUUUACGUUCAGGGAGGAGCUCCUCGCCCGCCCAGCAGUAACUCUGGCGUCAGCGCUGUGAGACGCAUGGAUGGAUCGCCCCCCACGUACAGCGAGGUUAUGGGUCACUACCCAGGAUCCUCAGCUUUUCAGAACCAGUACAGUAAUAACGAGUCCUUGGACCAGCAGAUCAAAGACAGGACUGUGACAGACAUAGAAAGAGACAGGCAUAGCUACAACAAAAGCACAAGCACCACAGGCUCUUCUGGCUCUGGCGGGGUCAAGGAGGUCAAAGACAAUGUCAGUGAUAAGGUCAAGGAAAAAGAGAAGGACCGAGACGGUCUACGAGUCAAACCAGUCUGAUCAUAGAGAGGGUGUUGUACCUGGGUAAUCCCAAAUUAAACCCGCCCCUCUGGGCUGAAAGGGAGUGGCUUUCUUCUCAGCACUCUCCAUGCACAAUAUGAACCAACCUGAGGAGCAGAGCUUACAAACAGUCUAUGUACUUUUUUCAGUAUUUUAGAGCUGUGGGCAUCGCUUUAACUCAAAGGAUCAUUAGCUCAUUAAAUGUUUGUUUAUUUAGGCUUUUCUUUAUUUACGAUAACAAGAUGUGGUUGGAAAGACGGUUCCUGAUCAGACUUAUGGCUUUUAUUGUUAAUUUUCUACUUUGUUUCCUCUUAGUCUUCAAACCCAUCCAAAUCCAAAACAGAGUGCCAUGAUUCAUAGCACUUAAAUCAAGGAGAUAUAACAAAAAACAGAAACCUGAAGUUGCACUAACUUAUUGUUUUACAACAGGGGAUGCUUCUCCUAGUCUAGUUAUUCUCCAUUGUUCUGUUGUCUCUGAGUGUGACUGAGUGAUGUGGUCUUUAACCAUUAUAACAGAAGGUUUUUCUGUUAUUUUCCAAAGCUCUGCUCCAUCCCAGCAUCUGCUGAAGCCAACUGCCACUUGGCAGUUAAAUAUAUUCAUCCUCUUAUAGUUAUAUAUCUAUUCUCCAAUUCUAUUUCUUUACUCACAAGCCACUGAUUAAUGUCACCUUGGUAAUUAUGUUAAUUCAGUGUGCUCUAGUCGUUGGGUUACUAUUGCUUUAAACCUGUUCAGUAGCACUUUACAUUUCCUGUCUAUUACAGUUGUCAUGGAUAUGAAAAUGCAAAGAGUCAUGCGAUAUUGAAUGCUCAAUGGUUGAUACCUUUGUAGUCUUCUGUACAUCCGAAUGAUCCCCUUGAAUUUGAUGUCCUUUGUUUCCAUGAAAAUACAGAAAUCAACAGCAGAUAUGAAGCUGGAUACAAAUGCAGUGUGUUCUAUACAUAGGUUUGAUUGUACCCAGGCUGUCUAUCUGGCAGACAAGGCAUCAUGAGUACCUAGUAACCUCAGUAGAGAGCCUGGAAUUAGAGAUUUCAGUUAAUGUUUUUGACUUCUGAAGUGCGCCUUUUUUAUUUUUUAUUGCUCUUUACACAAAUACAUUACAGCAACUCUUUCCUUUUUUACUUAAAUGUUUUACUUUUUAUGUUCAUAUUAGCUAAUUGGAGGUUUUGGCCCAACUGAAAUGAGGACCAGGGACAUCUGGAUUAAAAAGGAUUAGAAGUUUGGACAGAAACAUCAACAUUUCACUGAUACCUAAAGAUUUGUCACCAUGGUUGUAAGAGUUGAAGGUUUUCGUUUUAGGUUUUAAAACCUGGUUAUUGUUUGGGAGCCAAACUUUUAGGAGCAGCUUGAUCUGUGGGCUUCCUGUUGGACAGAACACAUAAAACUAUAUCAGAGAUCAGAAUAUUUAUUGUUAUUUAUUUAUUUGAUGUGAAACCUAUUGGAGGGUAUUUUUCUUUUUGUUUCCAUGAAUGGCCAAGCCACAUGUAAGUGCCAGCUGCAUACUCUCAUUUACGUAACUCCCAGGCCAACAAUUUAGUAGAGUUUAAAGGACCAGGGUGUGUAGAGUUUAAAGGACCAGGGUGUGUAGAGUUUAAAGGACCAGGGUGAGUAGAGUUUAAAGGACCAGGGUGAUCGACAGGCCUUUGCUUGUAUCCAGAAUAUCUAAGCCACCGUUUCUCCAUCCUGUCACUCAUUCUGAGAGCAGCUUUGAGUGAGUCUGUUCUUCAAUACUGCUGCUGCUGUCAAAUGCUCCCAUGUAUGUCGGCUUUCAAUAUGACUUAGUCUUUGCUAAGACCUUAUUUAGACUUUAGAUAUAAGAUGUUUGUGCUCUUUUUUAUGUUAAUUUUUUUGCCUGUUGCUCUUGUAGUUUAGGUAGAACGGAUAACAUUUAAAAAAAAUCAGUUUAUAGGAGGUUUGCAUGUUACAAUUAUGUGAGCAAUUUUGGUGCCUAAAGAUGAUGUCGAGCAGGCCUACAGGAGAUGUGUCGAGCAGGCCUACAGGGGAUGUGUCGAGCAGGCCUACAAGGGGAUGUGUCGAGCAGGCCUACAGAGGAUGUGUCGAGCAGGCCUAGGAAACCACUUGCACUCUACAUCCCACUUCGUUGUGCCUCUAAUAAUGGUGCUGUCUUCAGCUUCACUCUGUUUAUUGGCCCAGUGUGUAACUCUAAUAUAUUAUGCACAUAUUCUACCCAAUGGGUAGAACCCCCAACAGAACAUAUUGUUAAUACUGUAAUAUGGAUGUAUAGAUGAUGAUGAUAUUAAACAAAACAUUGUUAAUACUGUAAUAUGGAUGUAUAGAUGAUGAUGAUAUUAAACAGAACAUUUAACAUGGCAAGAAGGCAUACAUUUUCUUGUGAAUGCCUACAAUCUGCUUUGACUUUUUGUAUC